This is a messenger RNA of Triticum turgidum subsp. durum (durum wheat), 462 nucleotides long. The record is from the annotation of a GenBank genome assembly. NCBI's taxonomy places the organism in Eukaryota, Viridiplantae, Streptophyta, Magnoliopsida, Poales, Poaceae.
AUGACGUCCACCCUGGCCACCACCGCCACCUCCCGCCCUCUCCGCCUUCCAGCCUCCCUCCCCUCGCCGCCUCCUGUGGCCCGCCCUGGCGGCGGCCGCCGCCGCGGCGCGGUCCUGCGCUGCGCCUCGGUGUCCGAGAUCGCGCCCGCGGUGUCCGCCGCCUACGGCGCCCUCCUCGUGGGCGGCGGCGCUUUCGCAUAUGCGCGGUCGGGGAGCAAAGGCUCCGUCCUUGGAGGGGCCUCCGGAUCUGCGCUCAUGGGCCUUACAUAUUAUCUGAUGCAGUUUUCUGAGACGAAGGCACUAGGCGAUGCUGUUGGAUUUGGGUCCGCCUUUCUGUUUGCCUCUGUGUUUGGUAUCAGGUUGUACAAUACCCGGAAGCUGGUGCCAUCCGGCCUUCUUUUAGCUCUCUCUCUAGGUGCCCUGGGAGUCUUUUAUGCUGCUUACUUACAAGACAAGGUGUGA